UGCGCGACUGUCAUCCACGGUCUUCAACCGCUUCCUACCGCACAGCCUUCGAACGCCUCGCCAGGCCUCCAAACCUGUCCGUUAAAGCGAGGCAUACGCUUAAAACGUCGUUUUCCGUUAUUACGAAAACAGAGGCAACCUAUUGAACUUAUCCUGCGUCAAAACCAAGAAGAAAGAUGAAGUUGGGAAGGAGCUGGCUGUGGUGUUGUCUGCUCCUCUCCUCGCUGGCUGUGACGGCAUUAGGAGCCCGCGACGAGGAGGAGCCUGAGGCAGACUUCCCCGUCUCGGACGCGGAGGACCAGGUCAGCGAUGAGGACGAGGUAAUGGCCAUGAUGGAGGAGGAGGAGGAGGAUGAGGCCAUGGUGGAGGAGGAAGAGGACACCGUCCUGGCAGACAAUGAGGCAGCAGAGGAGGCAGAAGAAAAGGAGGCCGUAAAGUCCAAAGUCUCCUUCCAGGUGACGUAUAAGACUCCCAUUCCGACUGGGGAGGUGUACUUUGCAGAGACCUUUGACGAUGGUUCAUUGGACAGAUGGCAGGUUUCAAAGACGAUGAAGGACGACGCCGAUGAAGACAUCGCGAAAUACGAUGGGAAGUGGGCAGUGGAGCAGCUGAAGGAGAACAUCGUACCUGGAGACAAGGGCCUGGUGCUCAAGUCCCGCGCCAAACAUCACGCCAUCGCGGCCCUGCUGGCCAAACCCUUCGUCUUCGAGGACGAACCUCUGGUCUUGCAGUAUGAGGUGAACUUCCAGGAUGGGAUCGACUGUGGAGGAGCGUACAUCAAGCUGCUCUCUGACAGCCCCAGCCUCAACCUGGAGCAGUUCAACGACCGCACGCCCUACACCAUCAUGUUCGGGCCGGACAAGUGUGGCGAGGACUACAAGCUGCACUUCAUCUUCCGCCACCAGAACCCCCUGAACAAAGACCUGGAGGAGAAGCACGCCAAGCGGGCCGAUGUGGACCUCAAGAAGAUCUACAUGGACAAGAAGACUCACCUGUACACCCUGGUGCUGAACCCGGACAACAGCUACGAGCUGUUCAUCGACCAGUCCAGCGUGAGCCGCGGCAGCCUGCUCCACGACGUGGUCCCGCCCGUCAACCCGCCCAAGGAGAUCGACGACCCCAAGGACUCCAAGCCCGAGGACUGGGACGAGAGGGCCAAGAUCCCUGACCCGGAGGCCGUCAAACCCGAGGACUGGGACGAGGAGGCCCCUGCUAAGAUCCAGGACCCCGAUGCCCUGAAGCCUGAGGGCUGGCUGGACGAGGAGCCAGAGUUUGUGUCGGACCCCAGCGCUGAGAAACCCGAGGACUGGGACGAGGAGAUGGACGGGGAGUGGGAGGCGCCCCAGAUCCCCAACCCGGCGUGUGCGACGGCGCCCGGCUGCGGCCACUGGAAGUCCCCCACCGUCAACAACCCCCUGUACAAGGGCAAGUGGAAGGCCCCGCUGGUGGACAACCCAAACUACCAGGGAGUGUGGAGCCCCAAGAAGAUCCUGAACCCCGAGUUCUUCGAGGACCUGCAGCCCUUCAGGAUGAGGUCCUUCCGGGCGGUGGGCCUGGAGCUCUGGUCCAUGACGUCGGACAUCUACUUCGACAACUUCAUCGUCACCUCGCACAAGGAGGUGGCGGACCGCUGGGCGGCCGACAGCUGGGGCCUGAAGAAGCUGGUGGCCAGCGCCAACGAGCCCGGGGUGUUUGCCCAGCUGAUGUUGGCAGCAGAGGAGCGCCCCUGGCUCUGGGUGAUCUACAUCCUCACCGUGGGCCUGCCCGUAGGACUGGCCGUGCUCUUCUGCUGGCCCAAGAAACCUGAAGACGAGUACGCAUACAAGAAGACGGAUCGGCCCCGUCCCGACAUAGAGGAGGAAGAAGAAGAGGAGGAGGAGGACGAAGAGGAGGAGGAGGAGGGCACCGCUGCAGCAGAGGAAGGGGAGAAGGCUGCCCAGGCCUCGGCUAAUGAGACGGCCCCACCUGCAGAUGUGACGGAGGCAGUGGAGGAAGAGGAAGAGGAGGAGGAGGAGGAAGAAGAAGAAGAGGAGGAGGAGGAGGAAGAAGAGGAUAGUGCAGCGGCAGGAGACAGCCAGGGAGAAAAUGAUGAUGACGAAGAGGAGGAGGAGGGCAAGGCUCAGGGAGGGGCAAGGCAAGAGCCUCAGAAAGAGGCCGGCGAUGGGGGCACGAACAAGCAGGCGGUGAGGAAGAGGAGGGUACGGAAAGAGUGAAGAGUGAACCAAGCGUGGAAGACCCCCCCCCCCCUACCCAACCCCCACCCGACAUGGCUUAUUGGGGGCACAGGGAGGUGGAGGAGUGCCCUGGGCUGAUCCCCAGCUAAGGGCCACGCCCUCUCCCUUCUAACCAACCAGUAGCGGGCGUUCAGCCUGGAUACCCCCAUCCACACACCAACUGCCAUCCCCCUCCUGUGUUCCUCCACCCACCGACUGCUACUCUGCAGUUUCUCCACCCACCACUUGCUACUCUGCAGUUACUCCAUCGACUGCUACCCUCCUACACCAACCCUCCCGUUACCCCACCCAUCCACCUACCUACCUUUUGCUCCACCCAUCCUCCACCUGCGACCCCCUCCUGUGUGUUCCUCCACCUGCGACCCUCCUGUCUUAACUACAUCCAUCCUUCUCCAGGCACCCACCCACUCACCCAGCUACUGCUGCCAUUUUCUGUGUUACUCCACCCAUACACCCACUGCUGCCCUGGUGUUUCUCCUCCACCCGCUAGAGCUUUCCCCGCUGUCCUCCCCAUCAGAUUCAUUCCUGCUAAGUGUUUGUGCUUGGAGCUCCCUUUCUCCGCCUCCCAUCAGGUCGCCAUGUGUCAACGUUCCCAACCCGACACAUGACCGUUCAGCGUUCCCGGUCGCCGUUCCGCUCGCAGUCCGUUCCCGCCAGGUCUUCCAUCCUGAGUAUGUUUCAUAUGAUGUUGUUCUUUGGAUUCGCCACCAGGUGAAUUGUUUUCACAAUCAACCCAACUACCGUUCCGGCUUCUCGUUAAGAGGCUCAAUGCGCAGCCCCCCAAUCCAGAUUAACAUGUUCCGCGUUGCGUUGUCUUUUUGUAUCUGGUUUGGAUGGGUUUUAACUGACGGCAGGUGGUGUUGACGAAAUGAUGCGUGCUGUGAUGAUUACAUUGACUUUGUUUAGGUUUAAAAGAGAUCCUCCUUUUUAGUCCGCUUUUUGGGUUAUUUAUCGAAAGUAAGGUUAUCAAGUCAUUAGUGGUUUUUUUUUUUAAGUUAUAGCUAUUUGCAGACUGCAUCGGCACUGAAGACCUAUUUAUUGUUCUCGUUUUAUUCUGAACCAAUAUGUGCGGGAGAGGAAUCCAACAUCCAUGAUGUCGUUCUGGGGUGUUCUCUGACCAGCUGACUGGGCAGUGCACCCCAUGACUGGGAUCAUAACUCGGUUUCAGAGGCAGUACAGACACCGUGUCGUUAGGGUAAUUAAUUAAGACGCAGACUUUGCCGUGCUGCGUUGAGCGCUCCCCAGAUCCAGCCGGUCCUUGGUCACCGGGAUUUUCCCAGUAAGAACCUCAGAGAACCAAACCACUAUCUGCUGUGCUACUUUAAAACGCCCGGACACUUAGAAGUUUUUCCUGCAGGAAUAAUUUUCCUGAAGAAUGAGUUGAUGCUGAUUUUCUGCGUAAAUAUUUUUUUGUCUAUAUUGUUUGACGCUUUUGCAGUUCAAAGUUCCUGUCCCCCUGUUGGCGGGCAGGACUUCUGUUUACAUACGUUUUUGCAAAUUGUACAUUGCUCUUGAAAAGUAAAGUAUUUAGUAUAACAUGUUUGCACGCUCGGUCGCUGGAGUGGGGUGCAGAAUUCGCCACCAGGUUGACUUCCACUCCUCCCGUUUGGUCAUUGACGUAGGGACAUUAAAUGGAACAAAAAUGUUUUAUUAAAACAUUACAUUUUGUCAAAAUUGUACACAGUAUCUACACGCAAGCCAGUUGGUUUUAACAAGCGCAUCGUUGGCAUGCUGCUACAUAAAACAAAAGGGAAUGGGAAUAUUUUAUUGUACAACCACAACUUAUCGAAAUAAACAAAGAAAAACAUGA
Molecule: messenger RNA, 4044 nt
Organism: Gadus macrocephalus (Pacific cod)
Lineage: Eukaryota; Metazoa; Chordata; Actinopteri; Gadiformes; Gadidae
Gene: clgn
Product: calmegin
Exons: 15
Coding region: 177-2213 (678 amino acids)
Biological process (GO): protein folding
Cellular component (GO): endoplasmic reticulum; endoplasmic reticulum membrane
Molecular function (GO): calcium ion binding
Source: RefSeq, a predicted model, not a curated record